Paramecium primaurelia is the source of this 7712-nucleotide messenger RNA. The record is from the annotation of a GenBank genome assembly. NCBI's taxonomy places the organism in Eukaryota, Ciliophora, Oligohymenophorea, Peniculida, Parameciidae.
AUGAAAUUUGAAGCUGACUUUUAAUAAUUCAAUUCACCUUGGAUACUAUAAGAAUUUAUUGAUGUAAUUUGGUUUGAAUAAAAAUCCUUGAAAAGCUAAAAUAUUUUCACUUUUAAUGGGAAUUAUCAAUUCGAAAAAUUAUUCUAUUCCUCAAAACAAUUAAGAGGAGGGGGAUGUUGCAAUAAUAUAACCAGGGCCUAACCUUACAGGAUAAUUACUGCUUAAAAAUUACCUUUAUAGUUCUCUUAACACUUGAUAGAUAAUUCUAGAAUUAUUGAAUCAAAAGCUCUUUAUGUGUAGAAUAAAUAGGAUAAAUAAUUAGUGAUAACUUCCAUUUAAUGGUUCAAUUACAACCAAGAACACUUUAAUACACUUUGUUUAGAUGAAUAAUAAGGAUCAAAAUUGUUAGGGGAUAUUUAAAUAUCCUUAGAUUUAAUAUUAAAAUCAACCUUAAAUUAUAUCACAACAUCUGGAUAUUUAUGCAUUGAACUUUUGUCAAUAUGUAAUAUGUUAGUAAGAGUAUUAUUUAGUUAUUACAAUUGUUUUUAGAAAAAAAAGCUUAAUUCAAACUUCAAAGAAUGUUUAGAAAAUUAUUUAGCAGAGUUUGAAAAUACUGUUAAAUCUAAUGUUACUCAAUGUUGGGAAUUUGGAAUAGAAUUUGAGCUUGAAAUAAUGAAUACUGCUUUGGCUCACAUACCAACAUAAUUAGAGGGUCCUAGCAAUUUAACUUUGGGAAUAAUCUAAUCAAUUUUUAAAUUUAAAAUAAAUGAUGCACUUAUAUAAUCCAUUUUUGAAUAUGCCAAGGAGAUUUUAAAAAGAUUUGUAGGUAAAGUAAGAAACCCAAUAAAAAAGUAUGAAGUUUAUUGCACUUUUGAAAGUAUGAAAUGGAAUAUCAUUAUGUAAAUAACUCAGAGACGUUAAAUUCAAAAUAUUAAAAUUGAAUUAUAAAAUCUUUACAUUUAAUUUAUAAAACAUUCAUAAGAUUGGAUACUACAUUAUUGUUGGAUUAAGAUGAUUACUGAUUUUUUAACUUAUAGACCUAUUGUAGAUAUUAAUAUAUUAUUAUAAGAUAUAAGAAAUCCUUUUGAGAGAAGGAAAAAAUGGAAAGAUCUAAUCAAAAAUUAAUGUAUUGAACAAUUACCAUACAAUAUCAACUUAGCUAAAUGUAUUUGUUUUCCCAACAAAUCAAAUGUUUUUUCAAGAAAUUUAUUUUUAAGAGAAUACCCAGAAAUUGGUCUAACAGAACUUUCGGAAUUUUAAUAAUAUUUGAUGAAAUUAGACAAAUAAUCAGAUUAAUAAUUUUGGUAGUUUUAUAUUAUUUAUAAUAAAGAAAAGGAAAAUUAAAAGGAUAAUGAAUUAAAUUAAAUAAAUUAAUAAAUUUAACAGUUGUUCAACUUUAUUCCAAUAUUUUAAUAAUUCCUUGAUUAUUUUAAGAGUUUGCUUGAAAAAAAUCAAAGUAUCAUUGAAAAAAUGAAUAAAUUAAUCCAAAAUCUUAAAAAUGAAUAGAAUGAUGCUGACACUAACUAUAAAUCUGAAAUUUUAGAUUAAAACUCAAAAAUUCAGAUUAAUACAAUCGAAAUGAUCUAUGUUAUCAAUGAAAUUAAUCUCCAUAUUAUUUUGAUGACUUACAAAUUAUCAUUUAUUACAAAUUCCCUUAAAAUGGAAAAUAGAUCAGUAUUUAGUGAUAUUGUUGAUAAUAUUAAAAAUUAAUAUUAAAUGUAAUUUUUGACUCAGCUGAAUUUAUUACCAAAAAAUCUAAUGGAAUUUUUUAAAAAUAAAUUUUUUUGGCAAGAUGCACUAAAUAAUGAUUUCAAUAGAAAUUCUAUUUAGAAUCCUUUCGAUAAUAUUCUUAAUUAUCCCUUUGAACAAUUAAGAAUACAUUCAGAAAAUAUAUUAGAAAAAGUAACAGAAUAUAAAACAAUAUUUGAAGACCAAGUUUAUCCAAAAUAUGAAUUUAUAUCAUUAAUCUAAUUUCAGAAUAUGUUUACAUCUUAGGUUGAACACUUUUUUAGUUUGUUUCUGGGUGAAAUAACAAACAACAUUAGGAUAAUUAUAAAUAUUUCUCAUGAUAUUUAAAAUGAUAAAAAAUCAUAGUAUCUGUAUUAAUCAAUACAUGUUUUCCUUAAAAUAUCUAGACAUCUACUCAAUAUUACAAAAGUCAGGUUUUAUAAAAAUUAACCAUUUUAAAUUAUUGAAGCAUUGUCAAGCAGAAGACAAGGUACUGUGGAAGAUGAAAUCUAAUAUUCAAGUGAUGAGAUUAUGAUUCUGGUUUAAAAAUAAAAAGAAUAAAUAUAAAAAAUUUUGAAAGAAGAUUCUUAAGAAUAAAAAGAUCUUUCAUUAUCUGUACUAACUGAUUUGGUUAAAAGAAACAUUAAUGAAAUUAAGAAUAUGAAAAUCAAAAAUAGUUUAUAUCAGAAGAAUAUAUUAAAAUAAAUGACGCUUAUACUUUUAAAAUUAAUGAAAUUAGUUGAUUUUUGUGAUAAUUAAUUUCAAACAUAAAUAGAAAUUAUCUAUGCGGCUCACUAAGAAAUUUUUGAAAUGAUCAACCAGUAAAAUCAUCUUGAUUAAUAAAGCGAAGGAUUAAAAGUUAAGGAUACUUAGCAUUAAUAAUUAAAUUAAGAAAUUUUAUCUAAUAAUAUUAGCAACUUAGAAAAAAAGUUAAGUAAUUUUUUGAGGUUGAUAGAAUCUUUUUUAGAUUCUCUUGAGCUAAAGUUUGAUAUUGAAUUUGAUUUAGAUUUAGAGAAUCAUGCAGCAUAAACAAGACAAGAAAUAAAAGAACAAAUAUGGUAAAGUCUCUCAUACUUCGAAUAAAAUAAAAUAGAAGUUGAUAAAAAUCUGAAGGAAUUCUUCUAAAAAUUUGCAGCUAAUUAUGAUACUGAAAUCCCUUACAUAGAUAUUUAUUAAUUUUUAGAUAUUCUAUAAAUUUUUGAUUUCAAAGAUUCUCAUCUUUACUAAUAAUCUUCAGAUUUAUCUAAUGAUGAUUAAGCUUAUAUAAACUUUGUGUAAUGCUAUAAAAAUUUGAGUUAAGUUGAGUUUGAUCCAUUAAUCUAAUAACAAGAAGAAUAGAAAAUUAAGCAAUGUCUCUGCUUUCAUUUAAUUAAAAUUAGCAGCAUAAUAUUGGAAGAACAUUUACAAAUUUUUUCCAAAAAGUUAAUUAUCACUAUCUGGAUCAAAGAGAAGGAUCAAAGAGUUAAACAAUUGCUAUAAAAUGAGGAGCUGAUUGAGAUAUAAAAUUAAUUAUAUUCUCGUAACUUGGAGUCUUUCUAAAAAGAAAUUGAAUUAAAUGUAAAAACAAGACUUUAAGAUUUUGAUGAGUAUCAUAAUCAAAUAUUAUAAGAAGAUGAUGAUGAAAAAAAAUAACAGUUAAAAAUAAAACUUUAAGAUAUAGAAACAGAUUUAGACUAAUAUCUAUUGAAUAUAAGUGAUAUGUAAGCUAAAUUAUAAAUUAAUAUUACUACAUUAAUAGAAUUAAGAAGAGAAUUGAAUAAUGUUAAAUAAAAUCUAUUAAAAUUGGAAUAAAAAUUGGAUGAUACAAAUCUAAGAAUAGCUAGAUUGACAGGGAAAAAAUUUGAAGAAUUACUUGAAAUUAGAAGAAAAAAUUAUUUAGAUAGGAUGAAUAAAAAUUAGCUAGAAUAAAUUUAUGUUGAACAACAUUUUCGUUUAGAUAAAAAUUAUUAAGAACAGGAUUCUAAAUAUGAUAUACCUGAUCUUAUAAGAUAUUUUUUAAAAGAACAGCGUUCUUAAGUGAUGUUAAUAUAUGGAAGCUCAGGAGUAGGAAAAACUACAGCUAUGAAUAAGAUUGAGAAAUUUAUUUGGUAGAAUUAGUAGUACUUAGGAAGAUAAUAAAAAAUAAUUCCAAUUAGUACUUCAUUAGCUUAUUUACAAAUGCCUACAAUAAAUUUAUUUAAAGAAAUUUUGAUGUAAGAUAAAUAUGGAUUUAAUGAAAAUUAAAUUACAGAAUUUAAAGAAUCUCUCAUUCAAAAUGAUUAUUAAGUUCUAUUUUUAUUAGAUUCAUAUGAUGAGAUGUCAAUGGAAUUUAAGUACUAAAAUUUAUAUAUCACAAACAGAUUUUUUGAAAUUAAGAGCAUUAAAUUAAUAAUAUUUUGUCAAAAAGAGUUCAUAAAAUAAUAAUAUUUAGUUUAAAAAUAUUAAAAUUUGAAUGGAUCAUAAUAUUAAACAUGGUUUAACUUUAAUAAUAAAUUAGUUGAGGCUGAGUUAUUGGAAUUAAAUAAAAAAAAAAUAAGAGAUUUUUUAUAACAAUACACUAAAUUAAGUGUUUUAAAAGAGAUUUAAAAUUUCUAAAACUAAAUUGUUAAAUAAUUUUAAUAUAAAUAGAAUUAAUUUUUUGAAAGUGAAAAUGAUUGGAACAAUAUAAAAUCAAUUAUCGAUGAAAGUCGAAACUAAUCUGAAUAAUCGCUCCUAAAUUACAAUCAAUUAGAUAAAAUAAUCAAUUAUUUAAAAUAAAAAAACAAAUCUUUGAACUAAAACCAAGUUUAAAUUUAUUAAAUACCAAUUCUUCGUGAAAACCUUUAAAGGUUAUGGAGUUUUAAAAAAUAUCAAUUAUUUACUAAGAAUUUGCAAAUAAACGAAUUAAUGAAAAUUCCAUAUCUACUUACAUUAAUUGUUGAUGUACUUCCAAAAUUAGAUAAAAAUUACUCUGAAAAAUAACAAAAUUUUAUUUAAAAUUACCGUGAGGUCAAAUAAAAUUCGAUUCUUUCAAAUAAGAUCUUAUCUAGAGUUAAUUCUCCUCAUAACCAAAAGUUCACUGAUUAAUAAGGUUGGAAACAAUUUUUAUAAAGUUGUCAUUCUGAAAUAAAAUCAGAAAUAGAAAAGAAUAUAAAAAAUUUUCAUUAGAAAGGAUUAUUUACAAAAGCGUUUAAUAAUAGUUCAACUGACAAUGAUUUAAAUUUGAGUACAAGAUCAUUAAAUGUUGACUUUUAAGAUCUUUAAUUAAUUCACAAAGCACUUAAAUAAAAUUAAAUUACUAUUUAUGAUUUUCUUGAUAGAUUUAGUUAAGAAUAUUUAGAAAAACAUACUUUGAACUUAAAAUUCAAAGGAAAAAUCUAAGAUGAAGAAAAUUUCAAAUAAGAUGUGUAUACAUUUGCUGAGUCUUUUUCUUUAGAAAUGAUAUCAAAUUAAGAUUUAUCCGUACAAUAUAAACCAUAAGGAUAACUUUAGUUAUUUAAAAAAUUUUCCACCUUUAAUGAAGAAAAUUGCUAUAAUAAAUAUUUUGAUGAUAAAGAUAUUAAUAAAGAGUAUUUUUCUUUGAUUAGAAGUGCACUGUUAAUAAUUUAGAGAGGCGAUAGUUUUUCUUUUUGUCAUGAAAAAUCUCCUAAUUCUAUGCCGCAAAGGCUUUAUAUAAUUUAGUAAAUAAAUGUAAAUUAGAAAAUGAUGAUUGUAUUAAUUUUUUUUAGGGGGAAGAAAAUAUUUAUUUUAAGAAAAAAUAAAUUGAAAUAUUAAAAUAAUCCUGGUUAAAUUAAGAAAAGUUUAAUUUAUCUUAAAUACAAUAUAAAUAAGUACUCUAAAUUCUAAAAGAGAAAUUAAUAAAUAAGAAAUCAUUUAAGAAAAAGCUUAUCUUACUUAUUCAAAUUUCAGCUCAAUACGAUAUGAUUCAAGUUGCUUCAAAUAUCAUUAGUGUUCUUGGUUUUAUAACUAAAGACUUAACUAAUAUACCUUUAUAAGGAAUAAGAUUACAAAACACAAGUUUAAUAGGUAUUGAUUUUUCCAAUUCUGAUUUGAGUAAGUCAAUAUUUUAUAAUGUAAAUAUUAGUGAUUGUAAUUUUACUGGAUCAAAAUUAAAUAAUGCUGAAUGGUAAAACAUCAUAAAUUAUAACAUUUAAAGAGAAAUCAAAAAUUGUCAUUCUGUGUUUUAAUUCUACAAAAAAAAUCAAAUGGUUAUAUAUUCAACUGGUAAAAAGUUUAUGCAAUUGGGAUUAGAGAAUGGUUAAUAGCCAUUAGAAAUAUUUGAACCUUAUUAAAAUUUGAAUUGCUAUGAUAUUUCUAAUGAUGGAUAGAAUAUAGCAUAUACAUUAAUAGAUAGUUGUGAAAUCUAAAUCUGGAAUAUUCCCGAAAAAAGGAACAUAAUGUUUUUCAAAGAACAUGUAAAUAAUGUAUACAUAUUGUCCUUUUCAAAAUAAAACAGUUUUUUAGCUUCAGGAGGCAAUGAUAAUAAAAUAAUUAUUUGGAAUUGGUAAAAAUAAUCAAUCAUCACAGAAAUUGAUAUCAUAGGUAAAAAAUUAAAAAAUCUUGUUUUUUCUUAUAACAACGAUUAUAUUGCUUUACACUUUACUACAGAAUUCAUUCAAUUAAAUAGUGGAGACAAAUGGACACCCUUAAAGGUUGUUAAUAAUAUAUAAGAGAAAAUAACUGUAUUUGCAUUUUCUUUUGACUAAAUGAUGGCUACAGUAUCAUUAACAGAUAAUAAAUCUUAAAUUAUUUGGUUAUUCAAUUUAAAAUAAAAAGAGAAAGAAAGAAAACUUAAAGGACAUUAAAAUAAGAUCAAUUACUUGCUUUUUCUAUCAGAUAAAAGAUCUUUAAUUUCUGGUGGGGAUGAUUUUUUCAUCAUGCUAUGGAAUUAUCAAACUGGUGAAUUUAAAGGAAGAGUUUAAUAAUAUACACACAAGAUUCAAUUCCUGAAUAUAUCGAAGAAUAAUAGAAUUUUGGGAUACUACAAUGAAAAAAAAUCAAUAUCAUUUAUAGAUCUUGAUGCAUUUCAAUCUGUCCAUUAAUUAAAGCAUCCUUCGAAAGAAAUAAGUUAGAUUCUUUUUUCGAAAGAUGGCUUAAUAUUAGUUUCUUGUAAUUAAAGCAAAAAUAUUACAUUAUGGGAUAUGAAAGGAGGAAAAUAAAUGAAGAAAAUUAAAGAGAAGCAUGAUAAUAAAGUGUUAUAAAUAGCUUUUACUCAAAAUGGAAAAUUUUUAGCUUAUGCAGUUAAAAAGGAGAUAAUACUAUUGAAAAAUUUUUAAGAUGAUUCUUCAAGAGAAAAUCGAUGGGAAACUAAAGAAACAAUUAAAAAGAUAAAAUUUUCGAAAGAUGACAAAUAUCUUGCAUAUUUAUGUGAGGAAGAUGACUCAGAAAUAACCCUUAUUCCUUUAGAAGGAAAUUUAGAUAAGAAAAUUUUUUAAAAUAAAAAUAACCAAUAAAAAAUAAAAAUUCUAGAUUUCUGUUUUGCAUCUGAUUCUUAGAUUUUUAUAUAUGCUGAAAAAUCUAUUUUUAGUUGGAAUUAUAUUGAUGAAAGAUAAAACCCUUUAUUUGAUUUAGAUUCAGUAAUUAAAUGUUUUGCAUUUUCUUCAUUUGGUCGUUAUUUUGCUUCUUUAGAUGAUACUAAUACUAUAAAGUAUUAUGAUUUAAGAACUAGGAAUAUAGAAUAAAUAAAAUAAAAAUUCCUUGAUGUAAAUUGUAUUGCUUUUUCUACACAUGAAGAUGUCACACAUUUAGCAAUAGGAAUGAAAAGAUAAAUAUAAAUUUAUAAUUUUUAAUAAGAAGUUUUGAAGUUUAAUAUGAGACUUGAUCAUCAUUUAGAUAUUGAAAUACUAUAAUUUUCACCUAAUGGUUUUCUCCUAGCCUCUGUAUUUAAAGAUAAAACAAUUAAAAUAUUUGAUAUUUAUUUAGAAUAAUUGAUAUUUACUUUGCCUAAUUUAACUAACCUUUAAUUAAUAAAUUCUGAAAAUCCCAAUAUUAUGAAUUUUCUUAAUGAAAAAUUACCUUAAAAAUGA